CUCAAAACUGCAGAACUUCAACAAAACAAAUACCCCCACGAAUUGACCGUAUUUUCGCAUCAGAAACCACAACUACAAUCACAAUGGUAAAGCGCAAGGAAAUCAAAGACAACGAUGUCGAAAUGGGCGGCACCAACCCUCGCGUGGCCGAUGAUGACUCCGACGAGGUACAUCAACCCACCCUUGCAUACAUCAAGGCUUUUCUUUUUUUCUUUUCUAAUCGCUAUUGAUGGUCGCAGGAUAUGGACAUUGUGAAUGUCGAUUUUGAGUGGUUCGACCCUCAGCCGAUCGAUUUCCACGGCCUUAAAAUCCUCCUCAGACAACUUUUCGACUGCGAUGCCCAGAUUUUCGAUAUGUCCGCUUUGUCGGACAUGAUCCUCGCGCAACCGUUGCUAGGAUCGACGGUCAAAGUUGACGGUGCUGAGUCGGAUCCUUACGCCUUCUUGACUGUGCUCAACCUCCAGGAACACAAGGAUAAACCCGUUAUUAAAGAUUUAAUAUCCUACCUCCAGCGCAAAGCAUCAUCCAACCCCGACCUUGCUCCACUUGCCCAGCUUCUCUCCCAAACGCCUAUCCCGCAGAUCGGACUGAUCCUCACCGAGCGAUUGAUCAACAUGCCCGCCGAAGUUGUGCCCCCGAUGUACACCAUGUUGAUGGAAGAGAUUGCUUGGGCUAUCCAGGACAAGGAGCCAUACCAGUUCUCGCACUACCUGAUCGUGUCGAAGACUUACGAGGAGAUUGAGUCGAAAUUGGACCAGGAGGACUCGCGACCGCAGAAGAAGAAGAAGAAGGCGUCUGGAGAUAAGGUCGAGAAGUUCUAUUUCCACCCCGAAGAUGAGGUCCUUGAGAAGCAUGCGCGCUGCUUCGGUUCCAUAGAGUAUACACAUAAGCAUGACGAGGGACACUCGGACUCGAAACGGGCGUUCCAAGAAGCGGGCAUCAGAACCGGCGGAAGUCUGAUGCUCUUCGAUGCGGAUAAGCUCGAAGGUGCAAUCAACGCGAUGAAGGAGUACAUUAACCCCCCGGUAUGAAUGAUGGUUACGGCAUGGUUUAUGAUAGAAAAAAGUUAUUCUGCGCUUUUGUCUAUAGCGUACCUAUAUCCCGCUUUGAAAAAAUUAUUAAUAACUCUAUGAUCUCGUUUUUUUUCUUAUACGUCACGCGUUUAUGGCUCGUUCUCUAUCUUCGUAAAACCUGAUCUAUCGUUUGUUUACUCCCAUUGUGUGCCCUUCAGGCGUUGCAUCAAGUACUCAACCUCUACGACCUUGGUCAAGGGAAUGACGUAUUC
This is a messenger RNA of Aspergillus alliaceus, 1285 nucleotides long. Its product is annotated as protein-transporting protein BCP1. Gene Ontology annotation, cellular component: nucleus. The record is from RefSeq and is a predicted model, not a curated record. Bases 243 to 1031 code for a protein of 262 amino acids. Lineage: Eukaryota; Fungi; Ascomycota; Eurotiomycetes; Eurotiales; Aspergillaceae. The transcript has 2 exons.